This is a messenger RNA of Tupaia belangeri chinensis (Chinese tree shrew), 5611 nucleotides long. It is a transcript of the gene ZMYM3, whose product is annotated as zinc finger MYM-type containing 3. Gene Ontology annotation, molecular function: zinc ion binding. The record is from RefSeq and is a predicted model, not a curated record. Lineage: Eukaryota; Metazoa; Chordata; Mammalia; Scandentia; Tupaiidae.
GGCAAAAAAAGCAAGCUAGAGUAGGCACUGGACAGCACACCUACUACUACUGAAAGGACUCCCUUCCAGCCGAGUCUCAGCUACUAUACGCUCUCCAGCCCCUGAGGGCUGGAGUGGGAACCUGCGGAGCAGGGAUUGUAAGGUGCUCUGACUAAACCGACGACGUUGAGAGUGGAUCCUGGCCACAUUUUUUAAAGGCACUAGGCCUAAGGCUAGUAACCCCUACCCCUGGCCCACUUCUCCAGCCUUAACCUCAGCCACACCCACAAGCCCAUAUCCAGCCAUCCUCAUGGACCCCAGUGAUUUCCCCAGUCCAUUUGAUCCAUUGACCCUGCCAGAGAAGCCCCUGGCUGUAGAUCUUCCAGUAGGGAUGGAAUUUGGAGAGGAUCUGCUGGAAUCCCAGACUGCCCCAACUCGAGGAUGGGCGCCCCCUGGCCCUUCUCCAUCCUCAGGAGCCCUGGACUUGCUUGAUACCCCUGCUGGCCUGGAAAAAGACCCUGGAGUCCUGGAUGGAGCCACUGAGCUGCUGGGGCUGGGGGGGCUACUCUAUAAAGCCCCCUCUCCCCCAGAAGUGGACCAUGGUCCUGAAGGGACCCUUGCAUGGGAUGCAGGGGAUCAGACCCUAGAGCCUGGACCAGGGGGCCAAACUCCUGAGGUGGUGCCCCCUGAUCCGGGGGCUGGGGCAAAUCCCUCUUCGCCUGAGGGGCUCUUAGAGCCUUUGGCUCCAGAUUCUCCAAUAACCCUGCAGUCCCCUCAUACCGAAGAGGAAGAAACCACUUCCAUAGCUACAGGGAGAAGGGGUCCUCCUGGGCAGGAGGAGGAGCUUCCCCAAGGACAGCCACCUAGCCCAAAUGGACCCCCUAGCCCUUCAGUGGGAGAGACUUUGGGGGAUGGAAUCAACAGUUCUCAGACCAAACCUGGGGGCUCCAGCCCCCCUGCACAUCCUUCCUUGCCAGGAGAUGGCCUGACUGGAAAGGCGAGUGAGAAGCCGCCUGAGAGGGUACAGAAGAGAAGCGAGCGCGUUAGGAGAGCAGAGCCUCCAAAACCCGAGGUUGUGGAUUCCACUGAGAGCAUUCCAGUGUCAGAUGAGGAUUCUGAUGCCAUGGUAGAUGACCCCAAUGAUGAGGACUUUGUGCCAUUCCGGCCCCGGCGUUCUCCUCGUAUGUCCCUGCGCUCAAGUGUGGCACAAAGGGCUGGGCGCUCUUCAGGGGGUACCAAGAUGACUUGUGCACACUGCCGGACACCACUGCAGAAGGGGCAGACGGCCUAUCAGCGCAAGGGGCUGCCUCAGCUCUUCUGUUCUUCAUCUUGUCUCACCACUUUCUCCAAGAAGCCCUCGGGCAAGAAGACCUGUACCUUUUGCAAGAAGGAGAUCUGGAACACCAAGGACUCAGUUGUGGCACAGACUGGCUCAGGAGGCUCCUUCCAUGAGUUCUGCACAUCUGUCUGUCUCUCCUUAUACGAGGCCCAGCAGCAGCGCCCAGUCCCCCAGUCUGGGGGUCCAGCCGAUGCCACCCGCGUCCUGCAUGAGGUCAGCAAUGGCAGCGUGGUGCACCGGCUCUGCAGCGAUUCUUGCUUCUCCAAAUUCCGGGCCAACAAGGGACUGAAAACCAACUGUUGUGACCAGUGUGGGGCUUAUAUCUACACCAAGACCGGGAGCCCUGGCCCCGAGCUCCUCUUCCACGAGGGCCAACAAAAGCGGUUCUGCAACACAACCUGCUUGGGGGCAUACAAGAAGAAAAACACACGUGUGUACCCAUGUGUCUGGUGCAAGACCCUGUGUAAGAACUUUGAGAUGCUAUCACAUGUGGAUCGUAAUGGCAAGACCAGCUUGUUCUGUUCCCUGUGCUGUACCACUUCUUACAAAGUGAAGCAGGCAGGGCUCACUGGCCCUCCCCGACCCUGCAGCUUCUGCCGCCGCAGCCUCUCUGACCCCUGUUACUACAACAAGGUUGAUCGCACAGUCUACCAGUUCUGCAGCCCCAGCUGCUGGACCAAGUUCCAGCGCACAAGCCCUGAGGGGGGCAUUCACCUGAGCUGUCACUACUGCCACAGCCUCUUCAGUGGCAAGCCUGAGGUCUUGGACUGGCAGGACCAGGUGUUCCAGUUCUGCUGCCGUGAUUGCUGUGAGGACUUCAAGCGGCUUCGGGGUGUGGUGUCCCAGUGCGAGCACUGCCGGCAGGAAAAACUCCUGCAUGAGAAACUCCGGUUCAGUGGGGUAGAGAAGAGCUUCUGCAGUGAAGGCUGUGUGCUGCUGUACAAACAAGACUUCACUAAGAAGCUGGGCUUGUGCUGUAUCACUUGUACCUACUGCUCCCAGACUUGCCAGCGUGGCGUCACUGAACAGCUGGAUGGCAGCACCUGGGACUUUUGCAGUGAGGACUGUAAGAGCAAGUACCUGCUAUGGUACUGCAAGGCUGCCCGGUGCCAUGCUUGUAAGCGCCAGGGGAAGCUGCUAGAGACUAUCCACUGGCGUGGGCAGAUCCGUCAUUUCUGCAACCAACAGUGUCUGCUACGCUUCUACAGCCAGCAGAACCAACCCAAUUUGGAUACCCAGAGUGGGCCCGAGAGCCUUCUGAACAGUCAGUCUCCUGAGUCAAAGCCCCAGGCACCCUCUCAAACCAAAGUGGAAAACAGCAACACAGUGAGGACCCCAGAGGAAAAUGGGAAUUUGGGCAAGCUGGUGACACCCCGCAAAAACAAAGCUGCCAUGUGUAAGCCGCUGAUGCAGAAUCGGGGAGUCUCCUGCAAGGUAGAGAUGAAGUCCAAAGGGAGUCAGACAGAAGAGUGGAAGCCACAGGUGAUUGUGCUGCCCAUCCCAGUGCCCAUCUUUGUGCCAGUGCCUAUGCAUCUGUACUGCCAGAAAGUCCCGGUGCCUUUCUCGAUGCCUAUUCCAGUGCCUGUGCCCAUGUUCUUGCCCACUACCUUGGAGAGCACAGAUAAAAUUGUGGAGACCAUUGAAGAGCUGAAGGUGAAGAUCCCUUCCAACCCCUUGGAGGCCGACAUCCUGGCUAUGGCAGAAAUGAUUGCAGAGGCUGAGGAGUUAGACAAAGCUUCAUCUGACCUUUGUGAUCUUGUGAGCAACCAAAGUGCAGAGGGACUUCUGGAAGACUGCGACCUGUUUGGGCCAGCUAGAGAUGAUGUCCUGGCCAUGGCUGUCAAGAUGGCAAACGUCUUGGAUGAGCCUGGACAAGACUUGGAAGCAGACUUCCCCAAGAAUCCUUUGGACAUUAACCCCAGCGUAGACUUCUUAUUUGAUUGUGGCCUGGUAGGGCCUGAGGAUGUGUCUACUGAACAAGACCUUCCCCGAACCAUGAGGAAGGGUCAGAAGCGACUGGUGCUUUCAGAAAGCUGUUCCCGGGACUCCAUGAGCAGCCAGCCUAGUUGUACUGGACUCAACUAUUCGUAUGGCGUCAAUGCUUGGAAGUGCUGGGUACAAUCAAAAUACGCCAAUGGAGAAACCAGCAAGGGUGAUGAGCUGCGCUUUGGCCCCAAACCCAUGCGUAUCAAAGAGGAUAUUCUCGCCUGCUCGGCUGCUGAGCUCAACUAUGGUUUGGCCCAGUUUGUGAGAGAAAUCACUCGGCCCAACGGCGAACGAUAUGAACCCGACAGUAUCUACUACCUGUGUCUUGGCAUCCAGCAGUACUUGCUAGAAAAUAACCGAAUGGUGAACAUUUUCACGGACCUUUACUACCUGACUUUUGUUCAAGAACUCAACAAGUCUCUGAGUACCUGGCAGCCCACACUCCUCCCCAACAAUACGGUGUUCUCCCGAGUGGAGGAAGAGCACCUCUGGGAGUGUAAGCAGCUGGGGGUCUACUCGCCUUUUGUCCUUCUCAACACCCUCAUGUUCUUCAACACUAAGUUUUUUGGGCUGCAGACAGCUGAGGAACACAUGCAGCUCUCCUUCACCAAUGUGGUGCGGCAAUCUCGCAAGUGUACCACCCCUCGGGGCACCACCAAGGUGGUGAGCAUCCGCUACUAUGCCCCAGUCCGCCAGAGGAAAGGGCGAGACACAGGUCCUGGCAAACGGAAGAGAGAAGAUGAAACUCCUAUCUUAGAGCAGCGUGAGAACCGCAUGAACCCUCUCCGCUGCCCUGUCAAAUUCUAUGAAUUCUAUCUCUCAAAAUGUCCCGAAAGCCUCCGGACUCGCAACGAUGUGUUCUACCUGCAACCGGAACGAUCCUGCAUCGCUGAGUCACCUCUCUGGUAUUCUGUGAUCCCCAUGGACCGCAGCAUGUUGGAGAGUAUGCUCAAUCGCAUUCUGGCUGUGCGGGAGAUUUAUGAGGAACUGGGUCGCCCUGGGGAGGAUGACCUGGACUGAGCCCAUGUGCCAUCCGUAUCCAUCUUACACAUCAGUUUCUAUCCUGUAGUCAUGUCCCACAGUGUGACUGGCCCAGGAACCAAUGCUACUCAAUGCUGAAGGGCCCCAACUGCCCCUUCCUACUCACCCAUUCCCUGCCUUCCCUAGGAACCACGGGCUUUUACCUUAUUCCAGACCAUUGGACAACCAUGGGGUUGAGUUUUCUGUACUCAGGGGCUGGUCUCCCAGUGAUGGGCAGACACCAGCUAGCCCAUUUCAGUAUGCUUUGGAGUAAACCUCUUCUGGGGCCAGACUCUUGAGCAGAGUGCUGACAGCUCUGGAUAUCCUGGUGGCUUUGGGUCUCUGACCUAUCCUGCAUAGGUAAAGCCUCUUGUUCCUAGGUUUGACCUAGGAAAGAACCCAGCUGCCUUCUCUGCCCUGUGUCCAUCCCUUCUCCACCCUUAUCCAGUACCACACGAAAGGGUCUUGUCUGCAAGGUAUCGAAGAAACUGAAAGUAAUGAGGGGACCAUUUACCUAAAACACAGAGCUUAGACACUCUUCCCCUCUUGUGAAGUAUUAUUGGUCAUUGGCUCCCUCUCACCACCGUGUCCCUCACCUCACCCAGCAAGCACCAGCCCUUGGUGCUGCAAUGAAAAAUCUUCCAAAUGCUUUCUUUUUCUCAAAGGCAAAGAAUGACUCUUAAUUAUGGGGAGCAGACUCCGUGUGCAGACUCCUGUCCCCUUGGUUUAUGUGUUUGUCUCUCUCUGCCAUCUUAGGUUGGCAUGAGCCAUGGUGUCAACAUGCUUAGCCCCCCUCUGUAACUGCCUCCCUUUAGUUCAAUGGACAGAGCUCCCAAGGCAAAAACUACCUUGCUACUUGGGUUGGGGCUGGGUUCCCCACUCUUGUAUUCCUCUAUAAUAAGAGCCGGGCCAAGACUAGGGUGGGGGGGUCUGGGCCAUGCAGGAUGGGGUCUGGUCAAAGGAUAGGUGAGGAGCUGUGGUGUGGGCCCUCCUUUCUGCCUACGUCUUCCCCAUCUUGCUGGUAUAGUCUCAGAAAAUUAGUAGCGGCGUCUGGCAAAGGGGGUACCCAGUUCUUUCCCAGUUGGCUUUGCUGUUCCCCAGCCUCCUUUUUGUGUUUUUAUAACUGUCACCAGUUUAGCCACUGUUUAAAGUGUAUAUAUUGUUCUGAGGCGCCUGGCCUGUCCCUUCAGUGAGCCAUGCCCGCCCUUGUGUUGUAGUGAGAAGCUGUUGUCACGACUAACCUUCUGUCUAUGGAAUUGUUUGUUUCAAAUAAAGAGUUAAAAUUGU